AAUUUGUUUUUUUUGGGGAGUAUUUUGUGUUAAGCUUAUAAAGAGAAAGAAUGAUGGAGCACAUUUUUUGUUUUUAUCCCAAUUAAAGUUGCCAUACAAGAAUGUCAGUAAUUAUGCUUAGUUAGACUUAAGCCGGAUUUACAAUAUGACGCUAGUCCUGACGUUACGUUGACGCAGAAGUUGAAUCUGGUUCAACUCCAGCGUGAAGCAUGCGUGAAAAGGUCAAAUUGCCUACGCUUUUGAUUAAAAAUUGACGUUACGUUGGCCUAGCGUCAUAUUGUAAAUCUGGCUUUACACUACAGUACAUGCAUGUAUAGUGUAUUCAUGAUAGAGUGGCAAGGUUAUAAUUCUAACACUUGAGCUAAAGUAAAGCGUCACAUGUUUGGAAAUUAUUCAUAUCAGUCCACCACACUCCUUAUUCUGUGUUAGUUCGCCUGUAUCACGCAUUAACUGUAACUUGUUGGUCCUUCUUCCCGUGUAUCUUUGUGUGUUUAAUGGAAUCUGUCCAGUCAUUGACUCAUUGGAAGGGGAAGUUUCCUGAGAUAUCAUUAUUCAUCAUUCCUUUCUGUAGUAGCCAGGACCAGAAUGUGUUGAUAGGGCAGCAAGUGUCAAUGAAUAUUCUCCGUUAAUGAUAUUCAUAGUUUGAAUGUGGAGAAUCAUUACACCAGGAAACAGUCUACUAUAUAAGAUGGAGCUGCACGCUUUGUAGUGUCACUCUAUACGGGCACUCUCCCUCACUCUCUCCUCUCUCUACUAUGGCUUCAGGUGAAUCAGUUCGUGGGUAUCCAGGUCCUAGUAUUACCAGGUGUGUUAGCGGCACUGAUCUACUGGAUGAGAACUUCUUUCUUUCCAAGAAAGAGUGGGAUAAAGCGAGAGUUUCAAAGGAGUUUGAUCAGAUUGUUAUUGGGUCUUCGUUCUGCGCCCUGUCGUUCAUCAAAAGAGCACUAGCUAAUAAUCCAAAUACUAAGAUACUAGUCCUUGAGCAAGGCCACUUGUUUCUCCAGGAGCACUUUCAAAACCUUCCUUCGCAUUACAAGAAGACAGUUGGGGAUUCUAUUGAAAACUUUCCGUGGAGUCUCACUGAUGAGACAUGGAAUGGGAAACACGGCAAGUUAUUUGUGAGGGGCACCAUUAAUUACUUUGGAGGUCGUUCGUGUGUUUGGAGUGGCUGGAUACCCGAACCAUCUCAUGAUGAGCUUGAAGGAUGGCCUGAGGAGAUAAAGGAACGAAUCUUUAGACAUUUUAAGGAGGCAGUUGAGUUCCUGCACGUUGUACCAGCAGAUGAAAUAGGAGCAGGCAAUGAGAAGAGACCAAUUUAUGGAGAACUGCAAGAAAGGAUGGGAGAAUUAUUGAAGGAGAAGCUGAAAGAUGAUGAGCAUAUGAUAUCUUCAGACCCAGCACCUCUAGCAGUAGGAGCUGGACGAUGCAGGAAUGAAAACUUUCACAAGUUCUCAGUUCCCGAGGCUCUCAUUGAUCUAAGUUUGAAGGGAAAGAUAAAGAUGGUCAGUGGCUGCAAUGUGAAGCUUAUUCGUCAUGACGGAAAAUCCAAAGCUCUUAGUCUGGAAACUAGUAGAGGAGACGUUGAGAUAGGAGAUGCAAACCUAAUCCUGGCUAUGGGUGUACUCCCUGGGACCACGCUCGUCCUUAACUCUUUCUCAAAAGAGGAGUUCCCCCGUUUGUCUAAAGUAGGGGAGAAAUUUUCAGCCCAUAUCAUCAGUGGUGUAACAGCCCGCAUGCCAGUUGAAAGCCUCAUUGCUACACCUAGAGAAGAUCUAUUGGAGAUAGGAGCCAUGUACAUUAAAGGGCGUCACUUGAAACAGCAAUUUCACUUUCAGUUGACAGCAAUCCACGACAGCAAUCCAGAGGAUCCGGCACACAUUCAUAAGAGACACCAUUACAUGCCUGGCAGGUUUACGUCUGCUGACGAGUGUUUAAAGUCUUCAGAGAAAUACGUUGUAUUUAAGUGUGCAGCCCUGGGUGAGCUGGACCAUGCCAAUGAGGAUAACUGGUAUCGUUUGAAAGAUGGGGAGGAGGAUAAAACGAGUAACAUUAGCCUUCAGGUAGUCCCCAAUGCUAAAGAUGGCGAGUUGUUGAAGGCUAUGGAGAAAUCUGUUUUUCGUGUCUUUGAAGCACUAAGUGAAUCUCCUGAUGAAAUAGAAUACAUCCACGAGAUCGACGGAGAGCAAAAAGAAUGGAGGAGAGGGAAGCCUACAAACAUACUCACUGGGUCCUUGGUACAUGAGAGCUCGACAAUGUGGAUAGGAAGGGAUGAUAGUGAGUCACCAGUGGGACUGGACUACAGACCCAAAGGAGUUGAGAAUGUCUACAUUACUGGUGGGUCCCUCUGGCCUACUGGCGGCUCCUGGAAUCCAACUGGUGCCAUUGUAGCACUGACGAUGGAUCUUGCCGACCAAAUAUGCCCGAAAAUUGUCUCCAAAAUCUAAACUGUCUUCAAAUUUAAUUUCUAAUUUUUUAGAUCUCAUUAGCGAGCUAUUUUUUAUUUCCUUUUUAUCAUUGAUAUGUUGAUAUGAUCAUGUAUAUAUACCAGUCUUUGUAAUAAAGUCAAUGUCAUGCCCAUUUAUUGUAGUUUAUAUUUUGUUUCACAUGUUUUGUAAAUAUUGUAGUUAGUAUAGUCCCAUAA
Amphimedon queenslandica is the source of this 2641-nucleotide messenger RNA. RefSeq lists its product as uncharacterized. The coding region runs from base 756 to 2444 and encodes 562 amino acids. NCBI's taxonomy places the organism in Eukaryota, Metazoa, Porifera, Demospongiae, Haplosclerida, Niphatidae. The record is from RefSeq and is a predicted model, not a curated record. The transcript is spliced from 2 exons. Gene Ontology annotation, molecular function: oxidoreductase activity, acting on CH-OH group of donors.